This is a messenger RNA of Xenopus laevis (African clawed frog), 4908 nucleotides long. RefSeq names its product potassium/sodium hyperpolarization-activated cyclic nucleotide-gated channel 1 (gene hcn3.L). NCBI's taxonomy places the organism in Eukaryota, Metazoa, Chordata, Amphibia, Anura, Pipidae. The record is from RefSeq and is a predicted model, not a curated record. The coding region runs from base 1 to 4908 and encodes 1635 amino acids. The transcript has 8 exons.
AUGGCAGAGCCACACUCUGAGGAAGACCAUGGGGACCCAGGCAAGAAGAUCACAUGGAAACAGCCUCAGCUCCUGAGCAACAUGGAGCCAAGACAUGGAGAUAACUUGCCCAGUAGCCACCUGAUGUUACAUGGAGAUGGUGACAUGGGCAGGGAACAAGUACCCUCUCUAUCCACGGCACAGUGCACAGUGGCAACAAGCCAACAGCCUUCUCUUACUAGUCCCAGGCACAAACCUCCAUCACUUGGAUCCACUACAGCCCCCCCUGACUCAGGCCAGCAGCCUAUGCCUACAGUGAAAGCUAACCAGAACCCUCUUGUUAUGAGACCCAUUCAGCACCAUCCUGAUGAGCCAUGGGGCCCUACAGUGAGAUCCAUUCAGAACCCUUCAGGUUCAGACCAACAGCAUUCUUCUUCAGCAAGAUCCCUUCAGAACUCUCCUGCCCUAGACCAACAACAUUCUUCUUCAGAGAGAUCCAUUCAGAACCCUCCAGAUUCAGACCAACAACAUUCUUCUUCAGAGAGAUCCAUUCAGAACCCUGCUUCAGAGCCACAGCAUGCUUCUUCAGUGAGAUCUGUUCAGAACUCUCCUGCUGUGGGACCUAAUCAGCACCCUCAUUCCUCUGCACUCCACAAGAACAACUCAGCCAGUGAGAAGAUCCUUCCUGAAUUAGGGGACACUGCUCAGCAAGCCAUGGCCCCAGGACCUCCUCAGCAUGGAGCAUGUAGGCAACCUCUAAACGUGGGAGACAACCAGCCUCUCACCUAUAGAAGCAGCCAGCUUGCUGCCCCUGUACCUACUCAGCAUUUUACUCAAAGACUCAGCCAGCCUGCUGCCCCCAGGGUUAGACAAUCAUUAGCCCUAGCAAUUAAUCAGCCUUAUAUCCAGCCACAUGGCAAUUUACCCCUCAAAGGAGCAAAGCAGCUUCCAGCCCCUGCCCCAGAACUAAAUCCGGUUCCCUCCUCUGAGAAUAUCCAGGUUUCUGCUCCUGCCCCUCAGAAUAGCAAAUCUCUGGCUUUAGGACCUACCCAAUCUUUUGCCUUACAUCAGAGUCAGCCACCAGCCUAUGGAAUUAACCAACAUGUUGCACCCAGAUCUAUUGGAUACAACCAGCCUUUAACCCAAGGAUACAACCAGUCUCCUGCCCAAGUAUCUGGGCAGACUAAUGUCCAAGGACUCAGUAAAUCUGCCCAGGGACUUGACAAAUCUCCUGUCCAAGAACCUAGUCAGCCUUCUUUCAAAGGACUCAGUCAGUCCCCUGCCCUGUUACCCAGUCACCCUUCUGCCCAAGGACUUAACCAGUCUUCUCCCCAAGGACUCAGCCAGCCUCCUUCCCAAGUACCAAGUCAUUCACCUGUCCAAGUACCCACACAGUCUUUUGUUCCAGUACCCAACCAGUCUCCUACCCAAGUACCCAACCAGUCUCCUACCCAAGUACUCACCCAGUCUCCUACCCAAGUACCCAACCAGUCUCCUACCCAAGUGCCUAGCCAGUCUCCUGCCCAAGUAUCCAUUCAGUUUUCUACCCAAGGACUCAACCAACCUCCUGUCCACAUCCCCAGAAAGUCUUCUGCCCAAGGACUUAACCAAAAUUCUGCCCCUUUAUCCAGCCUACCUUCCGUCCAAAUACCCCGCCGACCCUAUGCCUCUGUUUAUGGACUCAACCAGCCUUCUACACAGUUAUACUGCCAUCCUUCUGCCCAUGUUCCCAGUCAGUCCCAUGUUGAAGGCUCCACUCCGUUUUGUGCUCAAGGACCUAGUCAGUCUUCUGCUCAGGCGUUGAUCCAGUCUCCUGUGCAAGUGCUCAACCAGCCUCCUGGUCAAGGUCUGAACCAGUAUCCUCCUCAAGGACCAAUCAAUUGUGGUUUGGAAGACCACAGUCAAUUUCCUAUCCAAGGUGCCAGCCAGUCAACUUCCUCAUGUGUUAUCAAGUCUCCUGCUCAAGUAGCCAAUCAGCCCACUAUCCAUGACCACAGACAGUCUCCUGCUCAAGUGCCCAGUCAAGCUCCUGCUCAAGUGCCCAGUCAAUCUCCUACUCAAGUGCCCAGUCAAUCUCCUGUAGUGCCCAGCCAGUCUUCUACUCUAGUACCCAGUCAGUCUGCUGCUAAAGGCCUCAGACAAUCUCCUUCUCAAGGUUCCUGCCAUUUUCCUACCCAAGGAUUCAACCAAUCUCCUGCCCAGGAACCAAGUCAGUCUCCUGCUCAAGUACCCAGCCAAACAGAGGCACAGGAAUUGAGUUCCCUUAUUCCAAAAUUAGAGGGUUCCGAACAGACUGUCAACGAGGACCCAGGAAAUUUCAUGCAGCGCCAGUUUGGGGCCCUCCUGCAGCCAGCAGUCAACAAGUUCUCCUUGCGAAUGUUUGGAAGCCAUAAGGCCGUAGAGAUUGAACAGCAAAGAGUUAAAUCGGCCGGAUCUUGGAUUAUUCACCCUUACAGCGACUUCAGGUUCUACUGGGACCUGAUUAUGCUUCUCCUCAUGGGCGCCAACUUGAUUAUCCUUCCUGUUGGAAUCACUUUUUUCAAGGAUGAGAACACCCCUCCAUGGAUUGUGUUCAAUGUCCUCUCAGACACUUUUUUCCUGGCUGACCUGGUGCUGAAUUUCCGUACUGGGAUAGUUGUGGAGGACAACACUGAGAUUAUUCUGGACCCUCAUACCAUCAAGAUGAAGUAUCUCAAGAGUUGGUUUCUGGUGGAUUUUGUGUCCUCUAUCCCAGUGGAUUAUAUCUUUCUUAUAGUGGAUUUGGAGACACGUGUAGACUCAGAGGUAUACAAGACAGCGCGGGCCCUACGGAUUGUGAGGUUCACCAAGAUUCUUAGCCUCCUCAGACUUUUGCGUCUUUCCCGGCUGAUUCGCUAUAUCCACCAGUGGGAGGAGAUCUUCCACAUGACGUAUGACCUUGCCAGCGCGGUGGUGCGAAUAUUUAACCUUAUCGGAAUGAUGUUAUUGCUGUGCCACUGGGACGGCUGUUUGCAAUUCCUGGUGCCAAUGCUGCAAGACUUCCCAGAGGAUUGUUGGGUCUCCAUCAACCAAAUGGCGAACGAGUCCUGGGGAAAGCAAUAUUCUCAUGCUAUUUUCAAGGCCAUGAGUCACAUGCUUUGCAUCGGUUAUGGCCAACAAGCGCCUGAAGGAAUGACCGAUGUUUGGCUCACCAUGCUUAGUAUGAUCAUUGGGGCAACGUGCUAUGCCAUGUUUAUUGGCCAUGCCACGGCUCUCAUACAGUCUCUGGAUUCCUCUCGACGGCAAUACCAGGAGAAGUACAAACAAGUGGAGCAGUACAUGUCCUUCCAUAAACUCCCCCCAGACACACGCCAGAGGAUCCAUGAGUAUUAUGAGCAUCGCUACCAGGGGAAGAUGUUUGAUGAGGAGAACAUCCUGGGGGAGCUGAGUGAGCCCCUGAAAGAGGAGAUUGUCAACUUCAACUGCCGGAACCUUGUUGCAAACAUGCCACUCUUCGCCAACGCAGACCCAAAUUUUGUGACGGCCAUGUUAACCAAGUUGCGUUUCGAGGUCUUCCAACCUGGAGAUUACAUAAUUCGUGAGGGCACUGUGGGUAAAAAGAUGUAUUUUAUACAGCAUGGAGUGGUCAGUAUUCUCACCAGAGGCAGCAAGGAGACCAAACUAUCUGACGGCUCCUACUUCGGAGAAAUCUGCCUCCUUACCCGUGGGCGCCGGACAGCGAGCGUGAAAGCCGACACAUAUUGCCGUUUGUACUCUCUUUCUGUGGAUAAUUUUAAUGAAGUCCUGGAAGAAUAUCCCAUGAUGAGGCGAGCUUUUGAAACAGUGGCCAUGGAUCGCCUGGACAGGAUUGGCAAGAAGAACUCCAUCCUUUUACGUAAGAGGGCAGAGAACAGCACAGGAUCUGUGAACAAUGAGAUAAUUCAGCAGAUUGUGAAGCACGAUCGUGACAUGGCUCACAAUAUCCAGGAUAUUCAGUCCUUGGUGGACCCUAACAAGACUCUCAUCUGGGAGCCUCUUGUUCAUGCUCCAUUACAAACUGCAGCAGCCACCACCAACGUGGCCAUUGCACUGACUCACCAGCAGAACCUUCAAGCCAAUGUCUUUUUGCCACCAUCGCUCUCAGAGACAGCCUACAUGAGUCGCCAAGCCAGACGUUCUCAGCCAAGCCUACGAGGAUCCCAUCCCUCCUCUGUCAAUUCUCCCUCGGGGGCCCAGCCUAACCUGCAAACCCCAGCUGGUGUUUCUCCAUCUUCCCCUUCUGGAGUCCAUAAACAGAGUGUUAAUGGUCAGUGUCAGCAAAUCCCUGUACGGCUGAGCAAAUCACAGAGAGGGGAACCACAAACUGCAGCAAAGCCACCUGUUCUCCCAUCUCAGGUGCAGUUAUCUCGUUCACGUGGAACAUCGGCAUCCACCUCUGUCCUGCAGCAGGCGGUGGGACCCACAGGCUCCCCUGUAGUCCCAGGACAACGUUCUGGAAGGACUCUGCACUACAGCUUAUCUCGAGCCAGUGGCUCUCAUAUUUCUCUGCUGAUGCAGCAGGCAGCCAGUUCCCCUCAGCAGCUGGUCAAAUACAGGAGCAUACAGGGAAUUCCUUUUGGAAGACUUUCACAAGAUGUCCGACUUCUGUCAGCGUCUCAGCCUUCUCUGCCCAACAAGAUCACACACCAGCAGGAUGGUUCUAUGCUCCAAAUUGCAGCAGGGGCUGUCAGUAAUGAAUCCAGCCCCUCUGUAUCUACAAUGUUAGUCAGACCAUCAAUGUCAUCACCCUCAGCUCACCCACAGCAGCCGCCUUCAGGGUCUCUGGUCUUUUCUGGGUGGUCAGUCAGUGGCUCGGUCACCCCACAGUCUCCUGUAUCCACCCCAAGGCCGACUGGGCAAUUACGCAAGGGAUCUGUAGUGUUUAGCCCAGAUGUGGAAGCGAGUAAACCAAAAUUACCGUCUAAUAUGUAA